UCUCGUUUUGGACAUUUUCUUCCUGUUGAUGCUUGACACAUAGACGCCUCCUUCGGGCGUUUGGCCUGCCUACUUGGUUGGUUCCAGCGGGGGGCGGAGCGGGGGCUUGCCUCUUUUUUGGAGGGGGGAAAGGGCCUUGGGAGCCUGCUAUGCUUGGUGCUGCUGCUGCGUUUGUUUUUGGACGUUUUUUUACUCUUGCGCGCUCUCUCUGUUGCUCUGUUGCUCUCUCUCUCUCUCUCUCUCUCGCUGCUCUAUACGUCACUCAUGCUUGCACGCUGAAUACACGCUCCUCUACUGCUACUCAUACUAUUGCUGAAAAAGCGCGGCGCCUUGCUGGGGUUUCUGUCGUUGUUGUUGCUUGCUUGGUCUUGCUUGCUUGCUUGAUUGCUUUGCUUUGCGUUGCUUUGGCCUUUACGCGCAGCAUGGUCCUUCUUUUAGUCUUUAGUUUUUUGGAGGGGAGAGGAGGGAGGAGGGGAGGCUUUAACUUUGGUCUUGUCGGGUUAUGUGUACUACGUACGUACGUGUUUGGUCGUUGCUUGUCUGCUUGACUGCUGCUUAGUUUGUUGUUGUUUGUUUGUUUGUGGUGGCUGUGCUUGGUGGUUGUGGUUGUUGGAAAGUAUAUGUGUUAUGCUUACGUGCUUACGUACGUAGCAUUGCGCGCUUGAUGAGGAUGGUAGCAGCGGCGCAUUGUUGAUUGAUUGGUUGGUUGGUU
Messenger RNA from Aplosporella prunicola CBS 121167, 712 nucleotides. RefSeq lists its product as uncharacterized. NCBI's taxonomy places the organism in Eukaryota, Fungi, Ascomycota, Dothideomycetes, Botryosphaeriales, Aplosporellaceae. The record is from RefSeq and is a predicted model, not a curated record. The coding region runs from base 150 to 548 and encodes 132 amino acids. The transcript has a single exon.